CUCUAGCUUCUUCACACAUUCGCCACUGCCAGCAAUCAAGAUGCUAUCUUCGUAGACAUAUUCCCUUUAUCGUCGGACUCACCCAACCCACCGAGAGGCGUUCGAUCGUGUCCAAAAGCCAAAAGGAGCCCGGGGGUACUUCCGAUGGUCUCAAAAUGGUUCCUACACAUCGCUGCCACCUCCCCCCGUUCAGUCCUGGAGCUAGUAAACACCAACUUCGAGACAGACAGGUUGCAAGACCGGUUUGAAAGAGCGAGAACGUGUGCGCAAAUUAUGGAGCCAGACCCCACCGUUCCAGCUCCGUACUUCAGUUAUCCCUCAGGACAAAUCUGUGGAAAGCACCCGGCCACCACUUUAGGGCCCUUCUUUCGCGCCAGACUUUGGACCCCACAAAUGCCUGACUCCCACAACAUAUCAGUUCUGUUGAGGAAGAAAGAGUUAUGUUUUGGGCGGCACCUCCGGAGCCUUGCGCUGGUAUCCCAGUAUGCUUGCAUGACGUCUCCAACCCAUCCAACGGUUGCAGUAUCGAGCUGCUUCGCCCCACGCGGACAUCUUGAGCCAUUUGUAUCCCAUAAUGAUGGGGUUCUACGUGCUACAAUGGAAAGCUUUUGGCUCCUGUUGCUCUGCCCUAUCACCUGGAAUUUAAAAUCUGGCAUUUGACAAGUUGCUCUACCCUCGUUCCGUUCUCCCUACCAGUCGGCUCAUUCACUCUUCCCCCACUUCUUUUGGUACGCACCAAGCUCUGAGGAGUGGAUACGAGAACGUCACCACUGCCUCAUCACGUCGUUUGCAGCAGCGCGUCGCGGGCGCGGUUUUACGCGUGAAACGCGGUCUACCAACGUCUUCACCACGACGGCGGGAGUUUUU
Molecule: messenger RNA, 867 nt
Organism: Trematosphaeria pertusa
Lineage: Eukaryota; Fungi; Ascomycota; Dothideomycetes; Pleosporales; Trematosphaeriaceae
Exons: 1
Coding region: 145-660 (171 amino acids)
Source: RefSeq, a predicted model, not a curated record